Molecule: messenger RNA, 7040 nt
Organism: Pimephales promelas (fathead minnow)
Lineage: Eukaryota; Metazoa; Chordata; Actinopteri; Cypriniformes; Leuciscidae
Gene: nup210
Product: nucleoporin 210
Cellular component (GO): nuclear pore
Source: RefSeq, a predicted model, not a curated record
CACUCCACUUCGAUAGUAUAACCUGCGGCGGGUAUUUUCCAUGCGACUAUGUCUAUUCAAAAAGUAUAAUUUUUUGCAUGCUCCGGGAAAGUUUUUGCCUAUUUUACAGACUCAUAUUUUUAGUAUUCGCGUUUUUUUUUCUAAUUUGAACACCUGAACCUCUGAGUUCAGAGAGAAGAAAUAAUGAAAGUAACAGCAGUGACUGUGCAGCCCGCGCGCCGUGAGCUGUGUGGAGUGGAGCGCGUGCUGUAGACACACUUCAGCACUGCUGUCACAUUAGUUCGGUUGAGGUGUGUGUAUGUGUGUAUGUGUAAGGGAUGCGGCGGGAGGUUACUGGAGAAACCGGCACAAACUAUCUAAAUACGAAUAGUUUCAUAUCCAUAACUUGAAAAAUCUCUGUGAAUAUAAGACCUGCUGUGAUCAUGGUGAGCGCUCGUCCUCUCGCUGUGAUCUUCAUCCUGACAUCUGCGCUCAUGUGCUGCUUCACCAACGCGGCCAAACUUAACAUACCUAAAGUGUUAUUACCUCUUGCCAGAAGCACAAAAAUCAAUUUCACUCUGGAAGCAAGUGAAGGAUGUUAUCGCUGGUCGUCGAACCGGCCGGAGGUGGCCAGCGUGGAGGCGGUAGAUGUUGACGAGCGCCAGUGUUCUCAGAGGGCUGUCCUGCAGGCGCGCUCUACUCAGCCCUCCCGCCUCACCAGCAUCAUCCUCGCUGAAGACGUUUUGACAGGACAGGUUCUGCGCUGUGAUGCUAUUGUGGACGUCAUCAGUGAGAUCCAGAUAGAGUCCACCACGCGUGAGCUUCACCUGGAGGAUUCCCCACUGGAGCUGAAGAUCCAUGCGCUCGACUCCGAGGGGAACACCUUCAGUACUCUAGCCAGUCUGUUGUUCGAGUGGACUAUCGUGAAGGACGCCGAAAUGGCAGGUUUCCCUGAUUCCUACAACACCCUACAGGUCCUGAGGUUUGCAGAGUCGGCAUACACUCCUCCAGCGUAUAUCUCUGAGAUGGAGCGAGUGGGACAUCAGGGCGACAUCAUCCUUGUUUCAGGAAUCAAAACCGGCCAUGCCAAACUCAAAGCCAAAAUACAAGAGGCCAUCUAUAAGGAUGUCGGUGCUGCCGAGGUCCGACUGCUGAUCCUGGAGAACAUUCUCUUGAGUCCUGCGUAUGAUGUGUAUCUGCUGGCUGGCACCUCCAUUACAUAUAAAGUCCAGAAAAUCCGUCAGGGAAAGAUUACAGAGCUGUCCAUGCCCUGUGAUCACUAUGAGCUCCAGCUUCAGAAUGGUGUGGUCACCGCUAAUGGAAACCCUGAGGCUCCUGUCGCACACCUGGACCAGAGCAGCUCUACAGUCUUUGCCCUUCAGCAUGGACACACCAACAUCGUGCUGGACCACAAGAAUCUCGGGAUGCAGGGCGUUUCCCGACUUCCCAACAGCACAAUCUAUGUUGUGGAGCCUGGAUACUUGGCAUUCAAGAUUCAUCCUGAGGAUCGCUGGGUCCUUGAGACAGGGAGGAAAUAUGAGAUUUUCAUUGAACUGUUUGAUAAGUCAGGCCACAAGCUUUAUCUGUCUGACAAUAUCCGUAUAGAAACCACAUUCCCUAGCGAGUACUUUGAGGUUCUGGAAUCGUCUGUUAAUGGAUCUUACCACCACGUGAGAGCUUUGAGACGAGGUCAGACUGGCAUUGAUGGCACACUGAAAGCUGUUGUCGAUCAAGCAGGAAGUGUCCACGCACUCUCUGUUCCUGUGCGUAACGAGCAGGACGUGGAAAUCUACGACCCCAUCGUCCUCAGACCCGCCAUCCUCACCUUCCCAUGGCAGCCGAAAGAGGGAGCCUACCAGUACACCAUCCAGGCGACUGGAGGGAGUGGGAACUUCAGCUGGUCUUCCAGUAACGCGGCCGUUGCUACCGUCACAGUGAAAGGCGUGAUGACCACUGUCCGGGACGUCGGCGUCAGUGCAGUCUAUGCCCACGACGUCAGAAAUCCCCUGCACUAUGGAGACAUGAAGGUGUAUGUGAUCGAGCCGGUGGGCAUGGAGUUCAGCCCGUGUGCAGUGGAGGCCCGCGUGGGCCUGGACCUUGACCUGCCGCUGCGCAUCUUCGGUCAGCUAGCCGGAGAGAGGGUGACACUCAGUGACUGCUCACACUUCGACAUGCAGGUGGACAUGGAGAGCCACAGCUUCUUCCAGCUGCUGGAGGGUAGACUUGCUCCAGGUCAGGGCCACUGCAGCGGGGUUCGUGUUAAGGCCUUGACCCCUGGUUACACCACCCUGUUGGUCAGCUAUACCCAUAGUAAUGUUCACCUCAGUGCAAAGAUCACCAUCGCUGCCUACCCGCCUCUCAAGCCGGUUGACCCCGUGGCUGUGGCUGUGGUGACGUUGGGCUCCUCUAAAGACAUGCUGUUUGAAGGAGGCCCGAGGCCUUGGGUGCUGGAGCCAUCCAAGUUCUUCAGGAACCUGACGGCUGAGGACCACAGCAGCGUUGGGCUGUCUCUGCAGGGCCCUGCCUCGCGCUCCUACUCCCGACACCUGGUCAGAGCCACGUGCAGAGCUCUGGGAGAACAGAUCUUAGCAGUGACUGUUGGGAACCAGCCCACCAUGACGAACCCCUUCCCUGCAGUGGAACCGGCUGUUGUGAAGUUUGUGUGUGCUCCUCCAUCACGCCUCACACUGACCCCCAUCUACAUGAGCCCUCAGCUGGACGUGUCCUGCCCUCUGCUGCAGCAGAACAAACAAGUGGUGCCCGUCUCCAACUACCACAACCCCGAGCUGGAUGUGUCGGCGUUCGACCAGCAGGGACGGAGGUUUGAUAACUUCAGCUCGUUGAGUAUGAUCUGGGAGUCCUCUAGAGUCUCCCUGGCCAGCAUCGAGCCGACCAUGCCCAUGAAACUACACGUGCACGAGGACGACAGCAAACAGAAAAAACUUCACGGUCACCAGACGGUGCUGGUGCAUCAUGAGUCAGGUGUGGCAGCGAUCACGGUGACCGCGGUCGGCUAUCAGACGCCGCACCUGGAGCUCGCCGCGGUUCCCAGCGGAUUUGAUCCUCUGAGCCCCGUCUCGGCCACGCUUGACCUUCUGUUAGUAGAGGACGUGAGGGUGACCCCUGACACCAUCACCAUAUACAACCAUCCUGAUGUGGCGGCGGAUCUGACUCUUCAGCAGGGCUCCGGUUAUUUCUACAUCAAUGCAAGCGUCGGGGGGAUCGCAGAUAUCACGUUUCAGGAGUCCCAGGGAAUUGCUCAGGUUGUCCCAGCUCAGGCGGGGGUCUUGCAGGUGAUGGUUCAUGACCUUUGCUUGACCUUUCCUUCCCCCGCCACGGCUACAGUUCACAUCUCUGAUAUUCUGGAGGUUUAUGUGCGCGUGGUCGACAAGGUUGAGAUCGGCAAGUCAGUCAAAGCAUACGUUCGGGUUUUGGACGGCAACAAGAAGCCUUUCCUGUCCAAGUACUUCUCUGUCAUGAACCUGAAGCUGAGGGCAGCGUCGUCCAUCAUCUCUCUGCAAACUCUGCCCGAUUCAUCAGAGGAAGAUUCGGCCACUUUUCUGGUCAAAGGUCUGGUGAUCGGACAAACCAGUGUGUCUGCUUUCGUCGUUGACAAAAACGGCAGGAAGAUCACCUCUGCACCCCAACAAAUUGAGGUCUUCCCCCCCUUCAGACUGCUGCCAAGGAAAGUCACUCUGAUUGUUGGAGCAAUGAUGCAGAUCACAUCAGAGGGAGGGCCACAGCCCCAGUCCAACAUCCUCUUCUCUCUCUCCCGUGACCACAUCGCCUCAGUCAACAGCCUGGGUCACGUCCAGGGCCUGUCAGUGGGCAACAUGAGCGUGACCGGUGUGGUUCAGGCGGUCGACACGGAAACAGGCAAACUAGUGGUGGUGUCAAAGGAUCAAGUGGACAUUGAGGUGGUGCAGCUGAAGGCUAUAAGGAUCCGAGCCCCCAUCACCAGGAUGAAGACGGGGACACUGAUGCCGGUGUAUGUGAUGGGCCUGAGCAGCAGUCAGACGCCCUUCUCUUUCGGGAAUGCUCUUCCCAGCCUCAGCUUCCACUGGUCUGUGACGAAGAGAGAUGUUCUGGACAUCCACACACGCCACUCAGAGGCAUCUGUGCAGCUCAGCGCUGAGCACAACUUUGCCAUGAGUGUGUUUGCCAGGACUAAAGGCCGCACUGGACUGAGGGUGGUGGUGAAGGCCACUGUUCCUCUGGCGGGACUUCUGGAAGGCAAUGCCCUUGAACUCCAUGAUGAGAUACAGAUUCAGGUCUAUGAGAAACUCCAGCUGUUGAACCCAGAAGUUCAAGCGGAGGAGAUACUGUUGUCACCAAACUCCCUGCUGAAGCUCCAAACUAACAGAGAUGGUCAGGGGUCCCUGUCGUACCGUGUGUUGGAUUGUCCGGACAGAGCUGCUCUCAUUCAAGUGGAUGAUAAAGGUCUUCUGACGUCUGGAUCUCUGACAGGAACAGCAUCCCUACAGAUUAGCUCGCAGGAAACAUUCGGCGUCAAUCAAACCAUCAUCAUCGCUGUCAAGGUGGUGACCGUGUCAUACCUGCGUCUGAGCACGAGUCCAGUGAUGUACACGUCUAACAGAGAGACUGUGUCCGCCAUCCCGCUGGGAGCCGUUCUGACCUUCACCGUUCAUUUCCACGACAGCACAGGAGAAACCUUACACAGCCACAACUCACUGCUCAGCUUCUCCACCAACAGGGAUGAUUUGGUGCAGGUGGGUAAGGGUUCGAGUAACGGCACGUUGACGGUGCGGACAGUCAAUGUGGGACUAACUCUGCUGGGGGUGUGGGACUCGGAGCAAGCAGGACUCGCUGACUUCAUCGCUGUACCUGUCCAGCAUGCCAUCCAUCCAGCCGAAGCCCAGCGGCUGAUCGUGGGAGAUGUGGUGUGCUUUUCUGCACAGAUUAUUAAUCAGGAGGGUGCGUCGGGUGUGUGGAGCUCCUCGUCCAGUGCUGUGCUGGAGGUCGAUCCCAGGACUGGAGCUGCAGUGGCUCGAGACAAGGGCACAGUCACCGUCUACUACGACAUACCAGGGCAGCUCCGCACCUACAGAGAGGUUUUUAUUGAAGGUGCAACUCGGACCUCUGUCAUGUCCCCCUCAGUGAAGAAAGACAGAGACUCCAAAGUCUUGAUGUCAACCAGGGACACCGGGAGCAACCUCAUUGGAAUCUGCUCCUCGUUGCAAUCGGACAGCAUAGCUCUGCUCCACCCAGAGUCUUCCAUCAUCUGUCAGCUUCGCUUCACCAGCAGCGCAGUGGACUUCUCUGCUCACGACGUCUACCACACUCGCACCGCGUUCGACCCCAGCACAGGUUUCUACAGCUGUGAGCUGAGCUUCAAGCCCAUGAACGAACAGCAGGUGAAGGUGCUGAGCAUGUCCAUGACUGACGUGGACGUCACGGCCGGUGUGCAGGGUCACUUCACCGGUCAGCAGAUAAGUGCUCGACUGCCCAUCAACCCAGGCAUUUACGCGGACCAGACAGACAUCCUCCUGAGUAACCAGCACACGUCUGCGGAUCUGACCAUCUACGGGACGCCAGGUGCACUGCAGCAGCUGGAGGUGAAGAGCAGUUCUCCUUCAGUGGUGAUAGAGCAGAAGGAGGUGUCCCAGAGCUUCCCGAGCUACAUCAGGUACACGGUUAGUGUGGUGAAGCCGCAGGGAGCUCUGACGGCCUCGGUGUCCGUGAGCAGUGGCUCCAGCGAUCAGGUGCUGCUCAUCCCUGUGUCCGUCAUGCAUCUGACAGCCAGCGCCACUUCUGUGCAAGCACAAAUGGCAGAUGGAGCAGAUGGGCCCAAUAUUCUUCAGCAGUUUAUUGACUCCUAUCAAGUGAUGUUCUUCACUUUAUUCGCUCUUUUGGCAGCCACUGCUGUUGUCAUCAUUGUGUGCCAUUUGCUGUUUUCUCCAAGAGAUCCUGUCAAUCAUCCUGCAUUCAUCCAGAAGACUCCGCCUCCCACAGGUGUAGCUAAGCUGACCGAGAGCCCCUUCAACAACAGCAUGUCUUCAGACAUGAAGGGAAGCCCAAGAUUACGCUUGUAUUCUCCAGACUACAACUCCAGAUAAACCUUUCUCCACCCAGAAGACCGAAGAAAGUGCCUUACCAUUGAAUACAGGAGUAUAAGCGUGCUGGAUACUUGCGCAAGAAUAUUGCUUACAUGCUUCAAACAAUAGCUUUUUCAUUUGAAUCAUAUGCCAGGGCUGCAUAACUAUGUCUGCUAUUGUUUGAUUAUUUAAAUGUUUGAUGUGUGCACUCAUUUAUUAUUGUUGCCAUUUUUAAUUUCAGUAGAUUUUUCAUAGCUUGAGACAGCCUAAGUUUUAGUGAAUUGUGAUGUUAAACGUGUCUUUUUUUCCUUUUGAAGCUCAGGACAACCUUUGGAAACUAGUGUGAUUAUGUAGCAUGUUAUUGUGUGAAUAGUGCAACCACUGAUUCCGUCCAAAGUGCUCUUACAAGUGUUUCAUCUGCAAAAAAGUAAUGGCCAGUUGUUUCAUUUCGUGAACAAUAAUAUUUUGAUGUUUAAUAUUUUGAAGAGUUCUUUAGUGCAGCUUCUUUCGGUCAUUGAUGUGAAUGUUCAAAUGUUUUAGGGCUUAGUUCUGUUGACUUGCUUUGGCAGAUUAGGUGGUUCUGGAAGGACAGAACCUACCGCAGCAUUUGACAUGGCCAUUGAUACUGAUAAUUCUGAUAAUACUGUGAGUUUGAGUCCGAUUCAACAUUAUGACCAUUUUUGACAGAAUAAAUCCUCAGCAUGUUUAAGUGAGACAGAAAUACUGUUUUAAUGAAUAAUUUGUUUUCUGUCUUUGAGCCAUAAUGUGAUUCAUAGAAGUGCUGCACUGAAUACAAUGAAUUGUGAGAUUGCUUUUGUUCGGCAUAUACUUGUACAUAUACAGUUUAAUCUGUAUAUGGAACCUCUUCUGAGCCUCAUUGUUUGAUUUGUCUAUCAUACCUCCCUCAAAAAUAAUAACAACAGCUUCUGCUUUGAAAACAUUGUGCUUUUUGCAGCAUGUGAUCGAUCUAUAAACAUUAAAUAUGCUCUCUCUUUUUUACUAUCA